AUGACUCAUACUAAUAAUAUAGCCUUGUAAACUUCGUAUGAUCAUUUUCUCAAUAUCGAUUUGGAUGAAAUGUUACCUGAAACCCCAUUAGGACCAUGGUUUAUUUAAAAAAAGAAGGAACCCAAACAUGUUAAGGAAAGUCCCUUAAAAGAAAGAAAGCAAUUUGUAAUCAAAAAGCAACAUCACAAACAUAUGUUGACUGAACCAGUCAAAUAUUAGGAUCAGAUAGAAGAAAUCUCGCAAUUCAAGCAACCUUCAGUAGAUUAAAUAAUCAAACAACACUUCACCAAUCACAAUCUCAAAAUUAAUAAGAGUUCAUAAGGCAUUAGAGAGAGACCAUCUACUAAUCUAAUACAAAAUACAACAAAAUAGUAAUUAACCAGGAAAAAAGAGGAAAGAGUAUCUUCGGUCAUACUAUUAACGCGUAAAAAGAACAUAGAUCUUUAAUUAGAUAAGUUUUUAAAACUAUACCAUAUAUAUAAAAUACCAUUAUUGAAUAAGUGUAACAUUACUGGUAAUGUAUGCAAGCUGCAAUCCAAAAAAAUAUGA
Messenger RNA from Paramecium octaurelia, 549 nucleotides. NCBI's taxonomy places the organism in Eukaryota, Ciliophora, Oligohymenophorea, Peniculida, Parameciidae. The record is from the annotation of a GenBank genome assembly.